AAUUUAGUGGACAUUAUAGAUUUUUCAGUUAUUUGGAAAUGCUACUCACCUGAACCUACUUUUUAUUACUAAUAAAUCUGUCCUGUCCACCAAAUGCUUAAUAUAAAACACCUAAUAAAAAUAACGAUCCGUGUUGUUUUGCCUUUGACGGUUGAAGAGUAUCAAGUUGGCCAGCUGUACUCUGUAGCACAGGCAAGCAAGAAUGAAACUGGGGGAGGGGAAGGAAUAGAAGUCUUGAAAAAUGAACCUUUCACAGAUUUCCCCCUGUUGGGUGGAAAAUUUACAUCAGGCCAGUACACUUACAAAAUUUACCAUUUGGCAAGCAAAGUUCCUGCUUUCAUUCGACUUCUUGCACCCAAAGGUUCUUUAGAAGUUUAUGAAGAAGCUUGGAAUGCUUAUCCAUACUGUAAGACAGUGAUAACGAACCCGGACUAUAUGAAAAACAACUUUGUUCUGUGCAUAGAAACAAUGCAUGCACCUGACAGGGGGGAACAGGAAAAUGUACAUGGGCUUUCUCCAGAGAAGUUAAAACAACGAGAUGUGGUAUUUAUUGAUAUAGCUAAUGACAAUGUCGAGACUAGAGAUUAUAAAGAACUAGAAGACCCAAAGAAGAUUAAAUCCAAAAAAACUGGUAGAGGUCCAUUAAAUACUGGUUGGCAAAAAACAGCUAAUCCUGUUAUGUGUGCAUACAAAUUGGUGACAGUAGAAUUCAAAUGGUUUGGUCUUCAGAAUAGAGUGGAAUCAUUUAUUCAGAAGAGCGAGAGACGGAUUUUUCUCAACUUUCACCGGCAGGUUUUUUGUUGGUUAGACCAAUGGUAUGGCUUAACAAUGGAAGACAUCAGGGCACUUGAAGAUAAAACUAAGAAAGAACUGGAUCAGCAAAUUAACCAAGGACCAGUUAGAGGAACACAAGGAGACGAAUAGAACACAUAAAUCAGUGUAGUAGCAUCAGUAUUGUCACUGUUAGCAAAACUUUAGUAGAUUCAAUUCUUUACUGUGUAAACUGUUGUGAUGAUGUUUCUGAAGCUAAAAAAAUCAACCUCUUCUAAUCCACUUCCAGUGUUGAUAGAUCAGUUACACCAAUUAUGUUUUAUUCUCUUUUGUUGAUUGAUAUUAUUUUGUUUGGUCAGUUGUACAAAAGUUCUAGUAACAUUCCUUGAGGCUUGUGAAAUAAGACAUACUGUUAUAAUGAAAUUUAUGUGUAUAACGUACAAUGAUGUAAUUAGUCAAAAAUAAUGUGACUAAUUUUAGGGAGAAUUUACUUUGUAGAUUGUGCUUUCGCAUGUGCUACUUUGUUAGGAUAAAUUGUUUCCUUAGUAAAUCUUCUUCAACUUUCAACUUCCGUGAUGAUGUAAAUGCUAGUUUUUGCAGCAGCUUUGGGGAGUCAGUGCUCUGUUGUUUUCAUUAUUAAUUGAGUUAGUUUCAUUGUUUUUAAUAAAAGCCAGAACAUUGCUAAAUAAAUUACUUAUAGAUGUGAUUUUUGGCUUGUGACAGUAUUUAGUUUAUAUUUAAACUGUAUUUCUACAGAAGUGUUUCUGUGAAUAGAAGCAUUAAUCAGUCAUGAGGUUUGUUUUAUGUAAAAUGUUAUCUUGACUUCAAUUUAGAAGUUUCUGCCACAGUGUGUACAAUAACGUUUUCACUACAGUCUUUGUAACAUGGUAUUGCCAUACAUAUUAAAAUCAUAUUGUUGACUACUAUAUUAGUUGAAAAAAAAAGAUAUUUAGAUCUUUCAUGUAAAACAAAUAAAAAAUAUUUAGAGCAUAAUUUGGCACUGGUAAUUAAUAUUUUAAGAAAAAGACAAUCUUCCUGUGUGGAAAACUCUUUAAGGACUACUGCUAUAUGGGGAAGUUUUUAAACAUGUUGGUGUUUUAAACCUCGUAAAGGCUUGAGAACACAGGAAUAUUGUCCAAAAACUGCAGCAACACUUUCAGACACAUUGUAUAUUUUUUUAAUUUUAUCCUGUCUCUUAUGGUAAGUGUCUUAGUCCUUCUGUACUGAAAUAUGUUAUAGCUUACUGUGGGUGGAAAGCAUGUGGCAGUGACUUCAUUCAGUGAAGAGCAUGUUGGUAAAGGUGUGAACACUAACGCAUUAGCUCAGCAAUAAGAUAUGGUUAGCCAAAUUAUAAAAUUACUGAAGAUUAGACUCUAGAAAUAAAAAUUGAGUUUGCUGGAGAUGGCCCUUUUCUUCCAUUUACAAUUGAAAUUCUUAAUUAAUCAAGUAUUUACACUUCAGAAACUUUUCAAAUGGAGUUAAUACUUUAUAAGCUUGUUCUAGUUGUUCUCUCUUUUUAUCAAAAACAACUAGUGAAGUACAUAUUUUGUAAGAUUUUCUUCUUUCUGAAUUUUAAUCACAAAAUUCGAAAAUUAGGCCACACCAAAAAAUAUUGAUCUAUGAAUCUUUUGACAAAAAUGCUGAGACAGCAAGAAAAAUGUUUUUUCUUUUGUUAAAUUUCUGAACAAAAUUUUCUUCAUUGAAAUAUAAAUAAGUUUAUGCUUUAUAGUAUAAAAAAAAACAUUGUUUCUUUCAUGAAGUUCAACAGAGGCAGUAGGCCUUGGUAUUUUGGUCUUGUCACACCAAAUUUCACAUAUUUUAAACCAACUUUGGCACACGCAUUAACUCGGAAAGGUAAAUUUACACUUGUGAAAUUUCCAAAUAUUCGAUCAGAUAUGGAACAUAGCACCUCAACUUUCAAAGACGAUUGUUUGUCCCCAAACAAUUCUCCAAAUGAAUCACACAUCUGGACACAAUAAAAGAGUGUUUGGUUUUAUUAUCUUACCCCUUUCCCCACAAAAAUAUUAUGACAGUUAUCCCACUAAUUUACAAUUUAAAGAGGACGUCAUCUGUUUGCUUUGCUAAACCAGAAAAGCAAAAAACAUUAUAAAAUGUUGACCAGAAUUAGGUCUGGACAAUGUUGAUUUUCAGAUUUACAAGCAAAAUAAAUAGUUUGUCAAAAAUUUGAGUAGCAAUAUUCAUGAUCAAGAUUUGUUUUUAUGGUGGUUUUAGGAAUGUGAAAUGACAGUCUUUUUGUAACAUACUAAAAAUAAAUUAGUCCAAGCUAGGUUUUGCAUUGUUACAGUAUGAUAAUAUAAUUAAACAUUAGUCUUAAAAUAGAAAUGAGUAACAUAGUGAAAUGAUAACAUUGUUUAAUUCCAAAAAAAAAAGAGAUGUAAAAUUGAAACAAGCUUUAUCAAUGAUCUCAUUAAGCUAUGUUUUUUUUUGUGUGAGAUUGUACCAUGCAUAAAUGAAUUAUAUCCAGUAUGUGUUUUAUGACCAUUUUUUGAUAAUUACUUUUAAUCAGUUUAAAAUAAAAGUCAGCAAUUAAAAAAUAAUUACUUGUAUGUUGUUGAAUUUAAAAAGGUGAAAAUUUUUAUCAAUGAUCUAAUUAAGGUAAGGAAUUUUUCCAUACAUAGACAAAGUUAUAUGCAGUUUCUGUUUGAUAACGUAAUAGGUGGAUGAUAAUUUAUUAGUUUGUGAUAUUAAGUUAGAAUUUUCUGUAGGCUUCAGUUUUACAAAAUUAAAAUUGGUUAUUGCUUUCCAGUUAUUAAUAUUGAAAUUUUUAAAAUUAGGUGACCAUGGUAUGUAUAGGAUGCCAGGCUUUGUAUUACGUAUGAUAGAUUAGUGAUUCCACAUCUGUUCUUUUUAUCUAUAAACAAAUUUAAAGGUGGGUUUCCUACUCAAAAAUUUAAUUUAAUCUAUUUUAUGAUUGAGUUGGAGAUAACCUGAAUCAUCAUGAAACAUGACUUUUAAAAAUAAAUUUUUCAGUUUUGAUUUGAUAAGAAAAUUGAUUCUAGCUGAGUCCACAUUACAGUUAAGUUUUAAUCUAUCUUGUGACUGAGUUGGAGAUAAUAACCUGAAUCAUCAUGAAACAUGACUUUUAAAAAUAAAUUGUUCAGUUUUGAUUUGAUAAGAAAAUUGCUUCUAGCUAAGUCCACAUUACAGGUUUUGGUGUCAAAAGGUAAUUCUGUUGUUGAUUCCUUUAUAUUAAAAAGGUUGUUUAGGAAAGAUAUGCUGAUUUUAUUGUGUUAUUACUAUUAGUGACAUCUCAACUUGAUUUUGAUUAAGAAGCUUUUUGGACAAGUAAACUAAAAGAGGUUAUACAAGAUUCAAUUUAAUACUUGGUAAAUAGCUGUGAAAAGGAAGAGGAGGAUUAUGUAGUGGAAAUUUCAAAAUGAAUGUAUUCUGAUUAAAAAGAGUUCACAUAAUAAAUGAAAUAGUCAUGAAAUUAAUGUUAAAAAAGAUUUUGAAACCUUUCUCAGUAAGAAUUGUUGUUACUGUAUAUUUUAUUAUUUGAAGUCUUUCAGUUGUUUACAGUUUGUAACUGGAAUGAAACUAAGAAUGAUAAAAGUACAAUCAUAUGAUAAUUCUCAUUUCA
This is a messenger RNA of Limulus polyphemus (Atlantic horseshoe crab), 4372 nucleotides long. It is a transcript of the gene vib, whose product is annotated as phosphatidylinositol transfer protein alpha isoform-like. Gene Ontology annotation, biological process: phospholipid transport. Gene Ontology annotation, cellular component: cytoplasm. Gene Ontology annotation, molecular function: phosphatidylinositol binding; phosphatidylcholine binding; phosphatidylcholine intramembrane carrier activity. The transcript is spliced from 11 exons. NCBI's taxonomy places the organism in Eukaryota, Metazoa, Arthropoda, Merostomata, Xiphosura, Limulidae. Bases 94 to 924 code for a protein of 276 amino acids. The record is from RefSeq and is a predicted model, not a curated record.